ACCAACCGUCUCGACCGCCCCUCCCUCCCCCAUACCCAUCUUAUCCUCUGCUCAAUGAGAAUUGAAUAUUCACGACCUUCCGAGCCCACAGGUGGAUUGGACGGACUGGCUGGACUCGGCUUCUACUUCUUAGCUUGGUCCAAUUUCUACCCUUCCUUCCCCAUCCAUACCUAUCCCACCUUCCAUGGUCCCAGUCCUCUUACUACUGGCGCUCUCAUUUGCUGUCUUGCGCUGCUAGAUCAGCUGUCACCGUCGAUGAUCACCUCUUAUGCAUCUCAAAGUGUGUUUCAUCUAUCUCCCAUCCUUUCUAUUUUUCUUGUUGUUGGGAUAUCUUGAGCCUUGACUUCUUGGAUAUAUCAACUCUUUCAAACACUCUAUCUUCCAUAUUCGCCUUCUGCUAGACUCGAUUGUGGUGACGUGGGACUACACGAAACACCUACCAUCCAAUCCAUUCAUUGACUUUCCACAAACCACCCAUCUCCCCGGUUGAGAUCGAGUCACUGAGUUCCUGACAAAUCAUCUCUUCUCGAACAUUAAAAAAAAGGAAGAAAGAAAGAAA
Aspergillus candidus is the source of this 559-nucleotide messenger RNA. RefSeq lists its product as uncharacterized. The record is from RefSeq and is a predicted model, not a curated record. The transcript has 2 exons. Bases 55 to 336 code for a protein of 93 amino acids. NCBI's taxonomy places the organism in Eukaryota, Fungi, Ascomycota, Eurotiomycetes, Eurotiales, Aspergillaceae.